AUGUCCGUUGCUACCCUCGAGCGCUCUGGAUCCUCAUCCCUCCCGCGCCCCCCACCCGACUCCGAGGCCGGCGCCCUCCGCGCGCUCCCCCGCCCCAUCCCUAACUCGUACUGGGCGACGCCCUUCCUGGUCGCGUGCGAGUUUCCGUACUGCCCACUCACGCCCGCUCAGCUCGCCCGCCGCUGCGCUGCCCAGAAGCUCGACGCGCUGCUCGACGCGGGCGUGCGCACGUUCGUCGAUCUCACCGAGCCACACGAGCUCUUCUCGUACGCGCCGCACCUCGCCGCCGCGUGCGCGCAGCUCGGCAUCGACCCAUGCGACGUCGAGUACCACAACUUCCCUAUCCGCGACCGCGCGCUCCCCACGUCGCCCGCGUUCGUGUGCAAGAUCAUGGCCGUCCUGCGCGACACGGAGAAGCGCGGUCGCGUCGCCGCCGUGCACUGCCGCGGCGGUAUAGGCCGCACAGGCCUUGUCAUCGGCUGCUGGCUCGUCGAGAGCGGGCGCGCAAGAGACGGCACGGACGCGUUGCGUAUGAUCGCAGAGGAGUGGAAGGGUGUCGAGAAGUGCAAGCGCUACCCUUACAGCCCCGAGACGGGGCCCCAGUUUGAGUGGGUCCGCACCUGGACUGACGUUACUACGACUGCGCCUGCAUGA
Molecule: messenger RNA, 654 nt
Organism: Rhodofomes roseus
Lineage: Eukaryota; Fungi; Basidiomycota; Agaricomycetes; Polyporales; Fomitopsidaceae
Product: protein-tyrosine phosphatase-like protein
Exons: 3
Coding region: 1-654 (217 amino acids)
Biological process (GO): dephosphorylation
Molecular function (GO): protein tyrosine phosphatase activity
Source: RefSeq, a predicted model, not a curated record